CGUCAAGCUGAUCUUUCUGCCAGAACACACAUCGAUCUGGAGGGAGUGAGAGCGUGAAUGUUCAGUUUACUGCUCUUUGCCAGUGUCAUGCUGCUCUAGUAAAGGUGAAUCUCAUCAUGCCAAUGGAAGCACAACUCAAGAAAUUACGACAAAUGCUGGAGAAAGAAUGCCAGCUCAACCAGGAACUCCAGAACCAGAACACAGAGCUAAAGCAACAGCUUGAACAGAAAGAGAGAUUGUUACAGAUACUGCAAGGACAACUGGAUGAGCUUGAUUGUGCACCACAACGACACAGUAAUGAAAUGCCUGAGGUUCGACAGAGUCGGGCAGCUGUCAUGGCCAGGGAGCGUGUCCCAGAGGUCCUGGAAAUCACUGCCAACAGAGUCAAUAAAACUGCCAGUGAAAAAGCUCAGAUUGUGAAGGCCAUUGGUAAGAAUGAUUUCCUCCGUCGUCUGGAUGAGGAGCAGAUCAGUAUGAUGGUUGAUCUGAUGAAGGUUAUGGACUGUCGUCCUGGCGAGGACAUCAUCCGAGAGGGCACAGAGGGAGACAGCAUGUACAUUGUCUUUGAGGGUGAGCUGAGGGUUACUCAGUCUGGACGUGAUCUGCGAACUUUGAGCCCCGGUGAUGUGUUUGGGGAACUGGCCAUUCUAUACAACUGUAAACGCACAGCAUCUGUCAAAGCCAUCACUGCAGUACAGUUAUGGUGCAUUGAGAGACAAACAUAUCGAAGCAUCAUGACCAACAAAUCCAAGAAGAAAAGAGAGCAACUCAUGUGCUUCCUGAAAACGUCUCGCACUUUGAAAGCCCUGAAUGAUGUUCAGCUGUCAAAGAUCAUUGAUUCCAUGGAGGAAGUGAAGUUUCAGAACAAUGAAGUGAUUGUCCGAGAGGGAGCAGAGGGCAAUACGUUUUACAUCAUUCUCAAAGGAGAGGUUUUAGUGACAAAAAAAGUGAACGGACAGCAGAAAAUCAUUCGUAAGAUGAGUGAGGGGGAACACUUUGGAGAACUGGCUCUAAUACGAGAUAUCCUUAGGACAGCCACAUGCACAGCUGUGGGAGCUGUCACUUGCUUUUCCAUUGAUAAAGAGGUUUUUGAGGAGACCAUUCCUUUUGAAAGCCUUGAGCUCCAUGACGAGGUUGAUUUACUGGAGGAUGAUGUAAAGCCAGAGAAGGUUGGGCCAGAAACAUCUCUAAAGCUGAAAGAUCUCGUCCCUGUACUGUACCAGGAGGGAAGUCAUCAAGGAGAUCCUGUCACUCUUGGAGUCGGGGGGUUUGGAAAAGUGGAGCUGGUAACUACCUUACAGCACAGAACGUACUUUGCUAUGAAGAAGAUCAGUAAACAACACAUUGUUGCAAAGAAGCAGGAAGCACACAUUCUCCUAGAAAGAAAAAUUCUCCAAGCAAUCCAAUGUGACUUCAUUGUCAGGCUGCAUGCUGCCUUCAAAGAUUCCCGCUACAUCUAUAUGAUAAUGGAGUUUUGUCCUGGUGGGGAAAUCUGGACCAAGCUGAAACAAGCAAGACGCUUUGAGGAGAAUAUAUCUGUGUUCAUAACAGCGUGUGUGGUUGAAGCUUUUGCAUACCUCCAUAACAAAGGGAUCCUGUAUCGAGACCUGAAACCAGAAAAUCUCAUGCUCGACUCCAAAGGAUAUGUGAAAUUGGUUGAUUUUGGUUUUGCAAAGGAGCUUUCUCGGGGUGAAAAGACAUAUUCCUUUUGUGGUACUCCUGAGUACAUCCCUCCAGAGAUCAUUCAGAACCAUGGCCAUGACUUCGCUGCUGACUUCUGGUCACUUGGCAUUCUAAUCUACGAGCUGCUCGUGGGCAGUCCACCAUUCUCUAGUUCAGACCCACAGAAGAUUUAUGCCAAGAUCUUGGAUGGUGUGCUGAAUUUCCCAUCAUAUAUGGGGGAAGGUGCCAAGUCUCUCAUCAGUAAAUUGUGCAGGCCACGUCCUGGACAGCGUCUGGGCAAUACAAAAAAUGGAAUCAAAGAUGUCCGACAUCACAGGUGGUUUCACAGCAUUAACUGGCAUAAAUUAAGAAUGGGGCAGCUGGAGGCACCGACUAUUCGGCUUAUAAGAAAGGGUCCCUGCUAUAUAAACUUUGACCGCUUUCCCUAUGAUAAGACCCAAGCAGACGAGGAAUUUUCAGGCUGGGAUUGUGAUUUCUGAACAGCUGCCAAAUCUUAAGGUUUCUGAUAUCUAAAGGAUAUCUCUACUUCCCAAGUUAUUUACUCCGAAAUAUACUCACAGUUUAAUGUAUAAUCUCUCACUCUUUUAUCUUCUUCAGCCUUGGUUUAUGACUGAACUUUAGUAUAUAUAUAAAAAAUUCUUUCACAGAGAGUAAGUAAAAAUUACUUCAAUAAAAACUUUUUUGAAGGGAAUUCCCAGAGCCCAGUCAGACUAGAGAACAUUUUAUAAGUAAUGAAUAUUAUGUAUAUUGUUUAAUUCAAUUUAAUUAUGAAUAUUUAAUUUAAAUAAAUGUGAUUGCAGUUUUGUACUAUUAUUGACAAGGUAUUAUAAUAAAGAAUUAAUUAAAAAGAAAUGUAAUUGAAAGAAUUGAAAGAAUGUGAAAUGCCUUCUUGAACUGAAAAGCAAUAUUUUUGCUGCAGUUAUGGAACAAAUUAUGUUCUUACUGGGAUGUUAUAAGGAAUAAUCAAGUCAAGUCAUCAACAGCAUUUUUGAAGAAACUCACACCAUUACAUCUGUAAUUUACCACAGAGCAAGUUUUAGGUUCUGGGUGAUAUGACAAUAUGUAAGGAUGAAACAAGUGAUCCUCUGGAUUUUAGAUUUAGCUAUAUUGAAAUCAGUAUAAGCUACAUAACAACUAUGAUUAUUAUUUUUCUUAUUUCACCCCUAAAACAUUUGACCUUUGCCAUGACGUGAUCAAGUGUAGAAAGUCAUAUAGUAUAGAAAUACUAGAAAUACAAUAUAAAUUAUAACUGCAGAAUUUGCAUGCAUACAUAUGGUACAUUUCUCAAAGUAACUGUGCUUUUAGAGAAACUUUAUGUACAUUUGGUAAAUAAAAGAUUCAGUCUGAAAUAAACUCCAAGAACAGGAAUGUAUAUGCUUCUAGUUCAAUUUCACAUGUCAAUAUGUUAUGAUAACACUUCGUCUAACCUAUGCUUUUCACUAUUUGAUGCUUGAAAAUGCUCACUAUGAUCAUCAUCAUCAUAAUUGAUUGUGAGGGUUAAAACCAUCUUAGACGUACAACCAAUAUCACAAAAAUGCGGCUCUCAAAAGCCUUCAGAGACUAGUUGGGGUGCAGCUCUAUGACUAUGAUUUUCAGUACGUGAGUUUGUUACUAACAGAAUCUCAAGCCAAAUCCCAAGUCCCCAAAGAGUUACAGUUAUGAGAUAAUUAAAUGACUAUUUAAAAUGAUGAUUGAGCAUUAGUGUUGA
Molecule: messenger RNA, 3391 nt
Organism: Carassius auratus (goldfish)
Lineage: Eukaryota; Metazoa; Chordata; Actinopteri; Cypriniformes; Cyprinidae
Gene: prkg3
Product: protein kinase cGMP-dependent 3
Exons: 22
Coding region: 117-2162 (681 amino acids)
Biological process (GO): protein phosphorylation
Molecular function (GO): ATP binding; cGMP-dependent protein kinase activity
Source: RefSeq, a predicted model, not a curated record